UUAACCAACAACAAAAAAAAAGAAACACUAAAGAUGCCUAUAAUAUCAAUUACUUCACCUUCCCAUCUUUUAAUAACAAUAUUUAUGAUUUUGUUGUCAAGCAAGAUGUUCUGCAUUUCCCUUUCUCAAAAUCUUCUUUGUCCAACUGGGACUCCGAAGGUCGGACUCCCAGUAACCAAAGAAGAUAUUGACUUGUUGCAAUUCUCUGAGAAUUUAGAGUUUUUGGAAGCUGAAUACUUCUUGUGGGCUGUACAUGGUUAUGGUCUUGAUAUUGUAGCACCAGAAUUAGCCAUGGGAGGGCCUCCUCCCAUUGGUGUCCGCAAAGCAAAUCUUGAUUUUUUUACAAGUAACAUCAUCAAUGAGUUUGCCAUGCAAGAAGUUGGUCAUCUAAGGGCACUUAGAUCGAAAGUAGGUGGUUUGCCAAGACCUUUGAUGGAUCUAAGUUCUAGACACUUUGCACAUCUAUUUGAUGAAGCAUUUGGUUACAAAUUACAACCCCCAUUUGAUCCUUAUAGAGAUAGUCUCAAUUUCAUGUUGUCUUGCUAUGCACUACCUUAUGCUGCAUUAGUUGGCUAUGUUGGUACAAAUCCCCUCAUUCAAGGCUAUGAAUCAAAAAGGGUUUUGGCAGGACUAUUAGGUGUUGAAUCAGGACAAGACGCAAUGAUCAGAAUGUACCUUUACGAGAGAGCUGGAAAAGUAGUAUACCCUUACAGACACACUGUGGCGGAGUUCACAAUCCACAUUUCCAAUUUAAGAAACCGUUUGGCAAUGUGUGGUAUUAAAGACGAAGGCUUGUUCGUGCCAUGGCAGCUUGGUGCAGAGAAUCGGACAACAACAAACAUAUUAUCAGCUGAUUUGUAUUCUCUUUCUCAGUGGCGAACUCCUGAAGAGAUUCUAAGGAUUAUGUACAACACUGGUAGUGAAAAUGCUCAUGGCGGGUUCUUUCCUCGUGGUGCAAAUGGCAACAUUGCUAAAAAUUUGCUAAAACUAGAGUGCGGGAUAAAAAAUGCUACAAAAAAAAACGAAAAGAAAACACUAAUUAAAUCUUAGAAAUUAGAUCAAUGUCGGUUAGUUGACUAGCUGGACUUUCAUUUUGUUGGUGAAGGUUUGAUUGUCUGUCUUGUAAUACUCUCGCUAAUUUCCCAUUCACUUCCCCUCUCUGUGUAA
Messenger RNA from Solanum stenotomum, 1167 nucleotides. RefSeq names its product desiccation-related protein PCC13-62-like. The transcript has 3 exons. The coding region runs from base 34 to 1050 and encodes 338 amino acids. The record is from RefSeq and is a predicted model, not a curated record. NCBI's taxonomy places the organism in Eukaryota, Viridiplantae, Streptophyta, Magnoliopsida, Solanales, Solanaceae.